AAAAUUAAAAAAAAAAAUAGAUGGUCUUCACGACUUUUUUUUUUCACUCAUCGCUAAGUAUAAAAAAAUUAAAAAGCAGUUAUAGUGAUAAACUAUAUAUUGAUUUGAUACAACAAGACAAUCAUGGGUAAGACUUCUAAACAAACCAAGAAGUUUCAAAACAAGCACUUGAAACAUACGAUUGAAAAUCGUAAAGAGAUUCAAAAAAAGAAGAAGAAGUUUGACCUCAGAAAGAAGAAACCAGCCAAGACUGAAGAUGGAGAAGAAGUACCAUCAGGACCAGUCCGUAAAAAUGGAAAGGCCAAGGAAGUGUUCGAAGAUAUGUCAGUAGAUGAUUUCUUUGAAGGUGGAUUUGAAGUUCCAAAGGAAAAGAAAAAUAAUAAGAAGCAAGUUGUAGCUGAAGAAGAAGACGAUGAUGAAUCAUCUGAAGAAGAAGAUGAAGAAGCCAUGAAAGAAAACUUGAAACAAUUAGAAGAUAACGAUCCUGAAUUUUAUAAAUACUUGAAGGAUAACGAUACUGAUUUAUUAGAUUUCGAAGGUGUCAAUCCAUUAGAUGCCAUCAGUGAUGAUGAAGACGAAGAUGAUGGUGAAGAAGUUGAAGAUGAUGAUGAAGAAGAUGAAGUCAAAGUUAAAAAAUCUAAAGCUGAUAAGACUCCAGAAGAAGUUAAAAAGAUUGAAAUAACAUUAGAAUUAGUUCAAAAAUGGAAUGAAGCUUUAGAAAAACCAUCUACCAAACUUCUCAGAAAUAUCACGAUUGCUUUCAAAGCCGCUGUCAACAUCAACAAUUCUGAUGAUGGUGAUUAUAAGUAUUCAGUCACUGAUCCAAAAGCUUUUGGUGAUUUAAUGCUUUUAGUAUUGAAGAAACUUCCAGUAGCUAUUCAAAAAUUAAUCAAAUAUAAAGUGACUCCACAAGGAGUUAGAACUAUUCCUCAAAAGAAUCCAAAUGUUACUCAAGUUUCUACUAUUUUGAAAUCACACGCUGCUUCUUUCCUUACUUUAUUAAAAGACAUCACUAAUACUGAAACUGCUGCUUUAGUCUUAGCUUCUAUUCAAGAAUUAUUCCCAUACUAUUUAUCUCACAGAAGAUUAUUGAAACAAAUCAUUGGUGCUGUAGUUGAGGUUUGGUCAAUCACCACUGAAAUCGACACACAAAUUGCUACCUUUGCUUUCUUAAAUAACGUUUCAAGGGAAUUUCCAAAAUCAGUAUUAGAAACUGUUCUUAAAUCUUCCUAUACUGCUUUCCUUCAAAACUGUCGUAAGACUAAUAUCCAUACCAUGUCUCAAAUUAAUUUCUGUAAGAACUCAGCUUCUGAACUUUAUGGUGUUGAUGAAACUUUAUCUUAUCAAGUUGGUUUUGAAUAUGUUAGACAAUUGGCUAUUCAUUUACGUAACAGUAUUAAUGCCACUUCAAAUGCUAAAGAAGGUUUUAAAACCAUUUAUAACUGGCAAUAUUGUCAUUCAUUAGAUUUCUGGUCAAGAGUUGUUGCUCAACAUUGUAAUCCAGAACAAGAAUUAAAACAUAAAUCAAAAGAAUCUCCAUUAAGAAAGUUAAUCUAUCCAUUAGUUCAAGUAACUUUAGGUGCUAUUAGAUUAAUUCCAACUGCUCAAUUCUUCCCAUUAAGAUUUUAUCUUAUAAGGUCAUUAAUGAGAAUUUCUCAAUCAACUGGAGUUUUCAUUCCAAUCUUCCCAUUAAUUUCCGAAAUUUUAACUUCAACUACUAUAACUAAACCACCAAAGGGUUCAAGUUUAGCUGCUGUUGAUUUCGAACAUAAUAUUAAAGUCAAUCAAGCUUAUCUUGGUACCAGAGUUUUCCAAGAAGGUAUUUGUGAACAAUUCAUAGAGUUAACUGGUGAUUUCUUUGGAUUAUAUUGUAAGAGUAUUGCAUUCCCAGAAUUAGCUACUCCAGCUAUUUUAUCAUUACGUAGAUUUGUUAAGAAAUCAAAGAACGGAAGAUUCAAUAAACAAUUAACUCAAUUGAUAGAAAAAUUGAAUGCUAAUGCUACUUUCAUCAUCUCCAAGAGAUCAAAUGUUGAAUAUGGUCCUUCUAAUAAACAUGAAGUUCAACUUUUCUUAAAUGAUUUUGCAUGGGAAAAGACUCCUCUUGGUCAAUAUAAUGUUGUUCAUAGACAAAUAAAGGAAGAAAAAUUAAGAGUCAUUAGAGAAUCUUUAGCUGCUGAAGAACAACAAAAAGCUGAACAAAAGAAACAAGAACAAGAUGAAGAUGCUGAAGAUCAAGAUAUUGAUAUGAUUGAUUCUGAACAAGAAGAAGAUGAAGGUGAAGAAUCUGAUUAAAUAAAUAGUAACCUGAACAUAUAUUAGUUAUAUAGAUACAUGUAUAAUACA
Messenger RNA from Scheffersomyces coipomensis, 2343 nucleotides. RefSeq names its product mRNA-binding ribosome synthesis protein (gene NOC2). The record is from RefSeq and is a predicted model, not a curated record. Gene Ontology annotation, cellular component: nucleolus; nucleoplasm; Noc1p-Noc2p complex. Lineage: Eukaryota; Fungi; Ascomycota; Pichiomycetes; Serinales; Debaryomycetaceae. Gene Ontology annotation, biological process: ribosomal large subunit biogenesis. The transcript has a single exon. The coding region runs from base 124 to 2292 and encodes 722 amino acids.